This is a messenger RNA of Oncorhynchus nerka (sockeye salmon), 4961 nucleotides long. It is a transcript of the gene sall1b, whose product is annotated as spalt-like transcription factor 1b. Gene Ontology annotation, cellular component: nucleus. Gene Ontology annotation, molecular function: RNA polymerase II cis-regulatory region sequence-specific DNA binding; DNA-binding transcription factor activity, RNA polymerase II-specific. The record is from RefSeq and is a predicted model, not a curated record. NCBI's taxonomy places the organism in Eukaryota, Metazoa, Chordata, Actinopteri, Salmoniformes, Salmonidae. Gene Ontology annotation, biological process: regulation of transcription by RNA polymerase II.
UUUAAGUAUGCUCUCUCUAAUUCUCUCUUUCUUUCUUUCUCUUUCUUUCUCUCUCCCGGAGGACCUGAGCCCUAUGACCAUGCCUCAAGACUGCCUGGCAUGAGGACUCCUUGCUGUCCCCAGUCCACCUGGCCGUGCUGCUGCUCCAGUUUCAACUGUUCUGCCUGCGGCUAUGGAAUCCUGCCCUGUUCACCGGACGUGCUACCUUUCCCAGACCUGCUGUUUUCAACUCUCUAGAGACAGCAGGAGUGGUAGAGAUACUCUUAAUGAUCGGCUAUGAAAAGCCAACUGACAUUUACUCCUGAGGUGCUGACUUGCUGCACCCUCGACAACUACUGUGAUUAUUAUUAUUUGACCAUGCUGGUCAUUUAUGAACAUUUGAACAUCUUGGCCAUGUUCUGUUAUAAUCUCAACCUGGCACAGCCAGAAGAGGACUGGCCACCCCUCAUAGCCUGGUUCCUCUCUAGGUUUCUUCCUAGGUUAUAGCCUGUCCAGGGACUUUCCCUAGCCACCAUGUGUUUUUAGGCUGGGUUUCUGUACAGCACUUUGAGAUAUCAGCUGAUGUACGAAGGGCUAUAUAAAUACAUUUGAUUUGAACACAAUAACUUAUUUUUAAGUACUUCUUAUGAGCUUUUCGAGUUUCAAGUUAUUUAAUUGAAUGUAAGAUAUACAUUUCAGUAUUAUCAACAUCAUUUCAAUAAAACGGUGACGUUUGUUACAUUUCAAAAUAUGUUUAUUCACUUUUUCCAAGGAUUGGACAGUUGGAAUAUGGACACUACCCACAGCGGAUUGCCUUGACAUACACUGUAAAUGCGCGCGCGUCGUCAACUCUGCGCGCGCUGUCAAGUGCCGUCUCCUCCACGAAAGAGAAAACGGUGGUGCGCGCUCUGUCAGCUGGCAAUAACUACUACAGAGUUCAUUGAACACAACAAACUGUAUGAAUGGAUUCAGCUUCCAUAACUCCGAACUUCCGAAGCAUAUUUCUUUUGACAUUUUCGCUUCUGUCUGAAUUGAUGUGUGGAACUGGGACAUCAUCAUGUCGCGCAGGAAACAAGCAAAGCCUCAACAUGUACAGUCGGAUCAUAAUUUGGCUUUAUCGGAACGCAUUGGGGGCACCCAUGACAGUUUAGCGACUCCCCCCAUUUUGGUCUCUUGUACUCAUGUCUGCAGCAGAUGCUGUGCUGCGUUUGUUGAACUAUCAGAUCUGGAACUACAUGUCAGAGAUUGCUCUCCCAAUCAUUUAGUCCUGAUCGUCAAUGAUAAUGAAGAUCCAGUGUCGUCUGCUGAAAUAUUCCAUCUAGCCUUGUCGCCUCGUAAAGCAGUGGAACCAGGCGAAACAGUCAACAACUCUGAAAUGGAGGAGUACGGCGAUCUGUCGGAGGAGAAGUCAGAAGUGAAGGAAGAAUCCAUGAAUGUUUCAAGAACUAACAAUAGCCAUUGCCGGCUAGAUAGCCCCAGUAGCAUCAGUAGCAGCCGGAAAAGCAGUACUGACAGCAAGACUGACAUUGUUUCAUGUACCUCAGUUCUCCCAAUUUCACUACCUCAACCUGGCAGCGAUCUGUUGGAACAUCAGGGGACAUUCUCAUGGUUCAACAGCAAUGUCAUCAUUGAAAACCUAGAAAGCACUAAAGUGGCAGUGGCCCAGUUUCCCCAGCAGAGCCGAUCGGACACUGGAAGCAGUGGCAGCGGUAAGAUGGCUGUCUCUUCUCUGAUGGAACAACUCCUGGCCUUGCAGCUGCAUCAGAUUCACCAGCUGCAGCUGAUUGAUCAGAUUCGUCACCAGGUCUUACUAUUUGCUUCCCAGAGGUCUGAGGUAUCAGAGACACUGACACAAACACCCAUCAGCUGCCCUCAGGUUAGUCUAGCAUCAACGCAGGCCAGCCAGUUGACAACCCUCAGUUCCCAUCUCUCCCAGCAGCUAGCGGCAGCUGCUGGGUUAGCCCAGAGUCUCGCCAGCCAGUCUGCCAGCAUCGGACACUUUAAACGAUUAACAACAAAAGUACAAUUACCACAGAGCCCCUUUGGAAGGAGUAUUGUACACUCUAGCACUGAACCCUUGCAAAGUAUACGUAAACACAUAGCUUCAGCAGUUAGUAAGCCCCACUCUAGAAAGAAGUACACUCAUGCUAGCGGUCUGUACCCUCAACUCAAUUUUUCAGCCCAAACCAUAAGGAACUCACCGGCACUUGGCACAGGUAGCUUGCUAAACCGAUCAAAUACACCACAUCUACCUCAGCCACCACCCAGCAAUCAAACACUCUCUAGCGCUGGACCAAGCAUUGGCACAAUUGUGCAGGACCUGAAUGCCUUAAAGGCGCUGGCCGGACAAAGGAAAGGAAAACCAUCCAAUGUGACUUCUUUCGAACCCAAAAGCUCUUCCAAAGAGGCCUUCUUUAAACAUAAAUGCAGGUUUUGCGCUAAGGUUUUUGGGAGUGACAGUGCCUUACAGAUCCAUUUGCGAUCCCACACUGGGGAGAGGCCAUACAAGUGCAACAUCUGCGGGAAUCGUUUCUCCACCCGUGGGAACUUGAAGGUACACUUCCAGCGGCACAAAGAGAGGUUCCCCCAUACCCAAAUGAACCCUUACCCUGUUCCAGAACACCUGGACAACAUCCCAACCAGCACAGGAAUCCCUUAUGGCAUGUCUAUACCACCAGAAAAAACAGUUACAUGCUGGCAGGAUACUAAACCAUCCCUAGCCACCUUGACUACUUCUGUAGGCCUGUUGCUCCAAACUGGAUCACCCAACUUUCCCUUUCUCAUCAAGAAAGAGGAGCAGCCUGUUUCAAUAACUGCAUAUUCCAGUCCAGUUGUACGUGAUUCAUCUAGUGCAGUAAAGAGCGUAGACUUGAUAGAGGCUGGAAAAGUCCCAAAGUUCCACACCAUGAAUCUGAAAACAGACAACGUUAUACCUCCCUUGACCUUUAGCUCAAAGAUGAGCUCCACAACAGAAAGAUCAGCUGACUAUGUAUCCGUCAAUGUCACUUCCAUCAGCACAAAUCCCAUCAAGUUGGAGCAGUUCAAGACCAAACAUCCCUUCAGAGGAGGAGUCCUUGAUCCCAUGCAGACAUCAGAGACCUUGAAACUCCAGCAGCUGGUUGAGAACAUUGACAAGAAGGUGACAGACCCCAAUGAGUGUGUCAUUUGCAACCGCAAACUCAGUUGUCAGAGUGCCCUCAAGAUGCACUACCGCACCCACACAGGAGAGCGGCCCUUCAGAUGUAAAGUGUGUGGACGGGCGUUCUCCACCAAAGGGAACCUGAAGACGCACCAUGCGGUUCAUCGCACCACACCGCCACUGAGGGUCCACCACUCCUGCCCUAUCUGCCAGAGGAAGUUCACUAACGCUGUUGUCCUUCAGCAGCACAUCCGUAUGCAUAUGGGUUGCCAGAUUCCCAACACCCCUCUUUCUGAACAGAACUACCCAAUGUCAAUGGAGUCUGAUGGAGGUUCAAUAGAUGAGAAGAAAUUAGAAAAGUUGGAGAACCCUUCUGAUGAUUUAGACUUCAAUGACAGUGAGAUCGCAGGCAUGUCUAGGUUUAAUAACUCCUCGUCCGGCAGCAUGUCUUCCUCUCCAUCUGAUAGUACAGGAGCAGGCUCCUCUGAUCCCGAAAGGACAACUAACUAUCAUAAGCCAGUGGAGGAGAAGCAGGUCAACUGGUUUAAGACGAAGGUCUAUGACUCGUCAUCUCUUGGAGGUGAUCGAAGUGGUGGGAGCCUUGCUGUUUCUGAGAAUACCGUUGACAAGCAGUCUCUUUCCCAAAGCAAGGGUGUUCCAGUAUGUUCUAGCCCCACAAGCUUUGAGGAAAUGUACCAGAAAGCUUUAUCCCAGGCACAUAUCAAUCCAAACCUUUUGCAGUUCACUGGCACUGGUCCACUCGUGUCCCUUGACCAUCUAAAAUCUUUAAACCCACUGAAGGAUCCCACUAACAUGGUCUACACUUUCCGUGAACAACUAGGCAUAUUCAAGAACACUGAAUGUGAUAUUUGUGGUAAGACCUUUGCCUGCCAAAGUGCCUUGGACAUCCAUUAUCGAAGCCAUACCAGGGAGAGACCAUUUAUUUGUACAGCUUGCAACAGAGGGUUUUCCACCAAGGGGAACCUCAAGCAGCACAUGCUAACACAUCAGAUGAGGGACCUGCCAUCCAAGUUGUUUGAGCCCACCACUCCCAGCAUUGCCUCAUGCCCCGACAACUCUGUACAUCCUCUGAGCACCCAAAUGAUCAAGACAGAAGUGAACAGAUUCCUGGGUAGUUCCCGCUAUGGGGUACCAAGGGAUCUUCUAGGCAGUUUGCGUUUGAGGACGUCCUCUGCCUCUUCCUCCCCAGCGCUUCCCACUCCGCCACCUCGACGGACUCCCAAGCAGCAUUACUGCCACACUUGUGGGAAAACCUUCUCUUCUUCUAGUGCCCUGCUCCACGAGAGGACUCACACUGGGGAGAAGCCGUUUGCCUGCACUGUCUGUGGUCGGGCAUUCACCACCAAAGGAAAUCUGAAGGUCCACAUGGGAACUCACAUGUGGUGUAGCACCCCCACCAGGCGAGGACGCAGACUGUCUGUGGACGGACCAUUGAUGUUUAUGGGAACUCAUCAUGUGAAGCUACCAGAGCCUCCCCAGAGGCCAGACAUUAGGUCCAGUAAUGGAGACUCCUUUUUUAUCUGGAACCACUGUACAAACUCCUUCUCUAAGAACUUGGCCAUGAGGACCAAUGAUAUCUCAGUCGGAGGUGGGCCUCACCUCUCUGGACCAAUGGGGCAUGGGGCCAGCUCACCCAUAGGGGGCGUAAAUGUUGGUCGGGACAAAUUUCACCAUACAGAACACAAUGCUGCUCUUGCGCUGCCUGGUAAAGAUGAUACCAAAAGAGCGACUCACUUCUGUUUCACUCGUUUGAUAGAAGAGAAGAAGGAAAUUAUUACAAAUUAAAGAGUCUGAAUAUUAUCUUAGGAGGAAAUUAACUGCG